AUGGAAGUAAAGUUCGUUAUUGGCAAGCUUGGUGACAGGACACCCCAGAAGCCUGAGCCACAAAGAAUUUGCAGAACUCUGUGGCUAACUCCAUGGCCCAGUUUGAUCUUGAAGUUGUUGUCUUGGAUAAUCCUCUCAGAUCUGUUCCUGCACUUAGGAACUACACAGCACAUGAUGGAGCUCCCUCCUGGGUCCUUUUGCAUUGACCCAUCAGAGCAGAAUUUCAGCGAAUAGAUAUCAUGUCAAAUCAUCCAACAGAUGUCCCUUUCAAAUGAGCUGGAACAGAACCAACUAUACGGAGAAGUCAUAAACAAGGAAACAUGCAACCCAAGGAUUUUCAGUGGAUUGGCAUAGCUCUUUGUACAGAAAACUCAGUACACGAAUUAUACAGAGUGUACGAGCAUCGGAAAAUUGACUCUUGCCCCACUUGGGGCUCACACCGCCUGA
This is a messenger RNA of Ceratotherium simum simum (southern white rhinoceros), 447 nucleotides long. Lineage: Eukaryota; Metazoa; Chordata; Mammalia; Perissodactyla; Rhinocerotidae. The record is from RefSeq and is a predicted model, not a curated record.